GGACUUCUUUGAGCUUGUAACGACUCAUCUCUCUCUUUUCUCUCACACGCAUACAUCUCACUGUAUCUAUUGGCGGAGGAGAUGUCAACGUCGGCGAGCUUGGCGGAGAGACGAGGGAUACCGGCGGCGGCGUUUGUUGAAGAUGUGCAAACUUAUCUGUCUCAAUUGAAUCUAGACGUCAAUUCCGCCCUCGCAUUUUUGCAAGAGAGACUUCAGCAAUACAGAGUGGUGGAGAUGAAACUUCUUGCACAGCAGAGGGAUCUUCAGGCAAAAAUCCCCGACAUUGAGAAGUGCUUAGACGUUGUUGCCACUUUGCAAUCAAAGAAGGGCACUGGUGAGGAACUUAUUGCUGACUUUGAAGUCUCUGAAGGAAUCUACUCCCGGGCUCGUAUUGAGGAGGCCGAAUCUGUCUGUCUAUGGCUUGGAGCGAAUGUGAUGCUGGAUUAUUCUUGUGAAGAGGCAACCGUCCUGCUUCAAAAGAAUUUGGAAAAUGCAAAAGCAAGUUUAGAAGUUCUUGUAGCUGAUCUGCAAUUCUUAAGGGAUCAAGUGACAAUUACUCAGGUCACAAUUGCUCGUGUGUAUAACUGGGACGUACACCAACGUAGACUGCGGCAAGCCGUUGCUACAACCUCAGAGUCAUGAAAGUUGUCGAUGCAGCGGCAGUUCUCCGGCUUCUCGUCUAGAUUACAGCUCGAGUCUCCCCUGUUUCUUGGCCGGUUGAGUCGUUACGCGGUAGCAGUAUUGAGUCAAUGAAGCUUGGGGUCCUUUUUGUUGGUCUUGAAAAUAUUUGGUGUGGCCUUGUUUCGUGGCUUACAAAUAGUUAAACUUUAUCCGAGCAUAUGAUUGAAUAUGUUGACUUGUGUUGUUGUAAUGCGAAGAUUCCUGCAUUUUCUCAACUUAAUGUAUGAAUCAUUACAUGUUC
Molecule: messenger RNA, 922 nt
Organism: Salvia miltiorrhiza (redroot sage)
Lineage: Eukaryota; Viridiplantae; Streptophyta; Magnoliopsida; Lamiales; Lamiaceae
Product: prefoldin subunit 3
Exons: 6
Coding region: 82-642 (186 amino acids)
Biological process (GO): protein folding; tubulin complex assembly; microtubule-based process
Cellular component (GO): cytoplasm; prefoldin complex
Molecular function (GO): tubulin binding
Source: RefSeq, a predicted model, not a curated record